Lottia gigantea (owl limpet) is the source of this 1316-nucleotide messenger RNA. RefSeq lists its product as hypothetical. Gene Ontology annotation, molecular function: glycerophospholipase activity. NCBI's taxonomy places the organism in Eukaryota, Metazoa, Mollusca, Gastropoda, Lottiidae. The transcript is spliced from 13 exons. Bases 65 to 1297 code for a protein of 410 amino acids. The record is from RefSeq and is a predicted model, not a curated record. Gene Ontology annotation, biological process: phospholipid metabolic process.
UCACGCCUAAAAAUUUACCGAGAUUUUAUGUACCAAUCAGUUCUGGUCUAGAUCUCAAAUCAACAUGAAGGUUUUGAUUGUUUUAGGGGUUUUCAUUGCCACGACAGCCGCUGUUUCUCCAUUUUAUGAAAAAUAUGUCAAGUUUUUCAACGAGACUCUACCAAACAGUCCGUAUCUGAUGAAACUAUGGAAGGAACAUCGGGCAAACUACACCAAAGCCGUGGAAACAGCAAAUAAGAACACUAAAACCCGAGCCAUCCACCGUUACCCUGUACCCAACUUCAACUGUCAUACAACCACACCAUGGGGUGGCCGAGAAGCUUCUUCGGUUCAUCAGCUUCACCCAGGAGAUAUUAAAGUUGUUGCCGCCCUUGGCGACUCUCUAACGGCUGGUAAUGGAAUUGACGCAACAUUUAUUCUAGAUGAUCUGAUAGAAUAUAGAGGUCUAUCGUGGAGCAUUGGAGGCGAUGGUUCACUGGAUACCGGAGAGCUCACUUUACCUAACAUAUUGAAGAAAUUUAACGGGGUAUAUGGCUAUUCUCUUGGAACUGGAGGUCGUGGCGGAAGUAAAUCUAAAUUUAACGUUGCUGACCCCGGAGAUACUUCAUAUGAUAUGCCAGAACAAGCUCGUUUGUUAAUCGACAGAAUGAGGAAAGAUACUAGUAUCAACUUUUUAAAAGAUUGGAAGGUCAUCACGCUGUUUGUGGGUGGAAAUGAUCUCUGUGCCUCGUGCCACGAUGUGAAUAAAUGGAGUCCAGUUAACUACGGUAAUAAUAUUAAACAAGCUCUUGAUAUGUUACAUAACGAAGUACCCCGAGCCUUUGUUAAUUUAGUACCAAUAUUCGACAUCGCACCUGUAGCUGCUCUCAGUACAGGUUUCUUGUGUAGUCUUGCCCAUAUUAUGGUGUGCGACUGUGGACAUAAUAAGAAUAAUGCUGGUGUUUUGAAGAGUUUAGCUGAUCAGUAUGUGAUACAACUGGAGGAUCUAGUAGCUACUGGUAUAUACGAUACCCGGGAUGACUUUACAGUUGUUAUUCAACCAUUCUUUAAAAAUACACUACCACCUUCUGCUGGUAGCAAGGGAAAUAUUGAUAUGACCUACUUCUCCGAAGAUUGUUUCCAUUUUAGUGGAAAGGGUCACGGAGCCGCUGCCUUAUCCCUUUGGAACAAUAUGUUGGAAUCGGUUGGUCAGAAACAACAAGAAUGGCAUUUGGACCAAGAAUUCCUCUGCCCUGGAACUCAUGUAUGUCUGGCGGCUGCCCACGAUCACUGGUUCUUCACAACUACCAAAAACUAAAUAAAUUAUUUUUACUGAC